Molecule: messenger RNA, 2000 nt
Organism: Lytechinus variegatus (green sea urchin)
Lineage: Eukaryota; Metazoa; Echinodermata; Echinoidea; Temnopleuroida; Toxopneustidae
Gene: sfxn2
Product: sideroflexin-2-like
Exons: 10
Coding region: 121-1107 (328 amino acids)
Biological process (GO): serine import into mitochondrion; monoatomic ion transport
Cellular component (GO): mitochondrial inner membrane
Molecular function (GO): monoatomic ion transmembrane transporter activity
Source: RefSeq, a predicted model, not a curated record
UCGGAUACCAUUCUAAGAGACACGCCACUGAUCGAAAGUCAACCGUUCAACGUAUCAUUUUUUAUUUAAUUUUAAUUUUUUUCUGGGGUUUCGUGACAAAAAGGCGCUAAACUGUAAGCUAUGACUACAUCAGCUGUAAUGGAGGUGGCUAAGUCGAGGUUAGACCUUGAUUCUCCCAGAUGGGAUCAGAAUACUUUUAUGGGUCGCCUCAAGCACUUCUUCAGUAUAACCGACUCCAGGCUAGCAAUCAGUACCAAUAAACAGCUAGAUGAUGCAAAAGACCUGGUACAAAACUACAAACUCGGACUGGAGCCACCAGGAACGACAGAAGAGCAGCUAAGAUACGCUCAACGGCUUUACAUGUCUGCUUUCCAUCCUGACUCGGGGGAGAGACAAAAUUUAAUUGGUAGGAUGUCCUUCCAAGUCCCCGGUGGUAUGCUCAUCACUGGUGCCAUGUUACAGUUCUACCAAACUGUCCCUGCUGUAGUAUUCUGGCAGUGGGUGAAUCAGUCAUUCAACGCUCUAGUUAACUACACAAACAGGAAUGCAGCCUCAUCAAUAACUUCUUGGCAAAUUGGGACAGCGUAUGUUACAGCCACAACCGGUGCACUGGUCACUGCGCUUGGACUCAAUGCAUUAACUAAAACGGCCCCUCCACUUGUUGCCAGGUAUGUCCCUUUUGCAGCUGUAGCAGCAGCGAAUUGUGUGAACAUUCCUAUGAUGAGACAACAGGAGCUCAUCAACGGUAUCGUCAUCUACGACGACAAGGGCAACGAGGUCGGAAAAUCAAGGAAAGCAGCGGUAAAAGGAAUUUCUCAGGUAGUCUUCUCAAGAAUAUUCAUGGCAGCUCCUGGCAUGUGUGUACUGCCGGUUAUCAUGGAACGUUUAAUAAAAUACCCAUGGUUCAACAGAGUUCCGGCCUUGCAUGCUCCAUUUCAAGUCUUAGGCGUAGGAUGCUUUCUCGUCUUCAUGACACCGUGCGCAUGUGCAUUGUUUCCUCAAAGAAGCACUAUCGCUGUAUCCAAACUCGAACCUGACACUAGGAAAGCUAUUCAAGACAAAUAUGGCGAUUCACUACCAUACGUCUUCUACAACAAGGGGUUGUGAUUCAGCAUCCAUCGUAGGUAGGAUUAGAUAUUAUGAACAAAUUAUAUAUUUUUAAAAGCUUGUAUCAACUGUGACCUCUUGGAAAAAAUUACUUCUCCCUUGUAUUAAUUAUGACCUUGUGGAAAAUAUAAUUUCUUCCUAUGAGUACAAGUGCCAUUCAUUCCAAAUGAUUUUUACAAUUGAUUCGUAAGAGCGAUUUGUAUGAUGCAUAAAUGGGUACUUACUUGCCAUCUGUACCAAGAAACUUUGUAUUGUUUGUUUUUGCAUUAUGAUCCCAAAAUACAGAAUCUUUUGAUACAUAUAUGUAUUACUAUUUUUUUUUUAAUUGUACUACCAAAAGACUUCUGUAUGUCAAAGAUAUUUAAUGUAUUCUUAGGUGGAAUAUAAAUGAAUUUAGAUACAAAUUUUAAUGGUUAAGAAGCACAAAGUCACCCUAAGUACUUCCUAGUGCAAUACUCAGUGUCACAAUUAUGGUUAUAAUAAUGAUCUUCAUGUUUUUUUUAUUAUUAAAUUUUUGGUGUAGAAUUUGGAAAGGUUAACAAUAUUGCUUGAUUACACAUGGCAAUACAACUGUCUUUUUUUUGUCUAGUGUUUAAAGAUUAUGGAGAUAUAUAUUAUACAACUGAGGUAUCGAGGAUGAGAGUACACAUAUUUACAAAUAUAUAUAAAUGGGAGAUUGUGGACAAAUGCUAGUUUUCAUAGCUUUAUUGCUUUAAAGAGGUCCCUUGGAUCAUGAAAUAAUUUCAUUAUAGUCGGGAUUAUUAUUAUAAUAGGUGUAGAAAUGAGGGAAAGUGUACAUGAAUGCUGGGAAUGAUUUGCAACCUCAAAAACAUAUUUUAGGGGUCUAUGCAUUUAUUGUAGAACUAAUAGAUAUAAUAAUGAUAUAGGGUAUU